Molecule: messenger RNA, 301 nt
Organism: Tripterygium wilfordii
Lineage: Eukaryota; Viridiplantae; Streptophyta; Magnoliopsida; Celastrales; Celastraceae
Exons: 1
Coding region: 5-289 (94 amino acids)
Source: RefSeq, a predicted model, not a curated record
UUUCAUGGUGAUGUUCCUGGCGAUGAUCGUUUUGUGGUCGGCAUUGAUGUCACCGGCGGUGGCGUGUCCGCCGGACAGAAGUCAAUGCAAAGACUGCAUAGUCGAUCAAUUCAAGUAUGGCUGUCCAAAAUGUGUUCCGGUUCUACGGUGCAUGGCGAGGUGCUUGUGGGGUGGGACCUCCAAAGGGAAUUGUGUGAAGAGAUGUGAUUGCAAUGGUGGGAAGCCAACGCUCUCUGAUUGCAAGAAGUGCAUGUCCAGGUGCAAGUGCAGUUGUGUGGCCGCGGCUUAACGGACCUUAAGU